Messenger RNA from Spizellomyces punctatus DAOM BR117, 1957 nucleotides. RefSeq lists its product as uncharacterized. The coding region runs from base 104 to 1822 and encodes 572 amino acids. The transcript has 10 exons. Lineage: Eukaryota; Fungi; Chytridiomycota; Chytridiomycetes; Spizellomycetales; Spizellomycetaceae. The record is from RefSeq and is a predicted model, not a curated record. Gene Ontology annotation, molecular function: Hsp90 protein binding.
CGAAAAAGCACACAGCGCGGGUCUUUGGCUUUCAUAAAGUGUUACGACGAGCACUUUAACCUCCCAACCAACCCUUUGAACACACAGGCACUUCCAUAUAAGCAUGACAGCGGAAGAUUUCAAAACACGCGGCAACAAGGCCUUCUCGUCUGGCCAAUUUGACGAAGCCAUCAAACUAUUUUCUCAAGCUAUUGAGAUGGACCCCUCGAAUCAUGUUCUGUACUCAAAUAGAUCAGCAGCACACGCGAGUCUGAAGGAUUACCAGAAUGCCCUACAGGAUGCUGAAAAGACAGUUCAGCUGAAGCCAGAUUGGGCAAGAGGAUAUUCACGGAAAGGUGCUGCCCUUCAUGGAUUGGGCGACUUGGUGGCGGCCGCAGAUGCAUAUAAAGCAGGAUUGAAGAUUGACCCCAACAAUGCACAACUGCAAAAGUCAUUGGAUGACGUGGAAGCCGCGAUGGCCGCUGAAGGAGACAACCCUUUCGGUAACAUUUUUGGUCCCGAGGGUUUGGCAAAGAUUGCCAGCAACCCAAAAGUUGCGCCCCUACUUGCUCAGCCGGAUAUUCAAGCAAAGAUUCAGGACAUUCAAAAGAACCCACAGAACAUGAAUUUGUACAUGCGAGAUCCUCGUAUCAUGACUCUCAUGAUGGCGGCAAUGGGUCUGGAUGCGACGGUGGCAAACAAUGCGGAGGAUGCCGCUGCUGCGGCUGCUGCCGCUGCGAACGACGCCGAAUCGAGAUCAGCCCCCAACCCAACCGCCACAUCAAAAAGCGAACCAAAAAAGGCGCAACCUGAACCUGAGCCUGAACUCACAGAAGAGGAGAAGGAAAAGAAACAGAAGAGGGCUCAAAGUGACAGGGAAAAGGACCUCGGUAACCAAGCUUACAAGCAGCGCAAGUUUGAUGAAGCCUUGUCGCAUUACGACAAAGCAUGGGAGUUGGACAAUACCAACAUUGCUGUUUUGACUAACAAGGCUGCUGCACUAUAUGAAGCCGAACGAUACGACGAAAGUAUAAAGACAUGUGAGGAUGCAGUGGACGCAGGUCGUGAGCAACGUGCAGACUACAAGAUCAUCGCCAGAGCACUUGGCCGCAUGGCGAACGCUUACAUGAAGAAAGGCGAUUUGGAUAAUGCUAUCAAGUACUAUAACAAGUCCUUGACCGAGCAUCGCACCCCAGACAUCCUCACCAAAUUGAAGGAGGCGGAAAAGUUGAAAGCUAUCCAAGAAAAAGAGUCAUACCGGAAUCCACAGCUUGCUGAUGAAGCGCGUGAGAAGGGCAAUGAGCUUUUCAAGGAAUCCAACUUUGCCGAGGCCGUUAAAUACUACACCGAAGCCAUCAAGCGGAACGACGCCGACCCACGCAACUACUCGAACCGCGCUGCUUGCUAUGUGAAAUUGAUGGCCUUCCCGGAGGCUGAAAAGGACUGCGAUGCAGCGUUGCAAUUGGACCCCAACUUUGUGAAGGCUUACAUCCGGAAGGCCGCUAUUCUCCACGCCAAACGGGAUUACGUUAAAGCGAUCGAUAUGUGCAAUGAAGCGAAGGAGAAGGAUGUAGAAGGCAAACAUACUCAGGAGAUUGAUGCUCAAAUCUUCAAAUGCUAUGCCGGGCUCAAUCAAGUGCAGAACACUGGAAACCGGGAAGAAAAUCUGAAACGGGCAAUGAAUGAUCCUGAAGUGCAAGCCAUCAUGGCCGACCCAGUCAUGAACAGCAUUCUAAAACAGAUGCAGGAAGACCCAAGAGCGGCACAAGACCACAUGAAGAAUCCCCAAGUAGCGGCAAAGAUCCGAACGCUCAUCAAUGCUGGUAUCAUUCAAGUCCGCUAAAAGAGCGGUGCAACCAGCACGCAAUCCUAGAUAAACCCGACUGUUUCUGUACUUGAAUUGUUCUUACGGUUGUUGCAGAAUGUUUUAAUGUAUUUGCAUAUAUUGUCACAUUGCAGCUAUGCUGUCAGUAGUCCA